UUUUGGUCUAAGCUUUUCUAGACUUACCUGCAGAUUGCAGAUCGCAAAUUCGCGCCUCGUCGCCUUUUGAAGUCUAGAGAGCGGCCUCUAUGAAGUCGACCUGAUCAAUAGACUAUUUUCUACAAUACCAUCGGCGGAGCUCACCAUCGAGUAAUGACUACCCGAGGACCGCCCCCGGCGACGCCCAUGCGAUGAUGCCGAUACGACUUCAACAUGUCACUGGCACAAUGCGAAGACUGCCUCUUGGCACACCCCUAGCGACACAGGCCGCCUGGUUCUCUUCCUCGGGACGACUCGGCCGUUCUGCAAAGGAGCUAAGAUGGACACUCGAAAGGCGCCGCCAAGAGAAAGAAAAUAAAGAUUAUUGGUUCGAGGAACGUGGCAGACAGCGCAAGGACAAGAUGGACGAGAUAAAACGGCGGCUACGCGGCGAAGACUUGAAGGCUUCCAAGGAAGACGCUUCGAAGCUCCCAUCAGUUCGACCACACAGGCCACCCCCGCAUCCGGUCGACUUCAAGACUUUAUCAAAGGAACAUUGCUUCAAAAGGAUAUUCCUUGACCUCGACAUUGGGCUGGCCGCCUUGGACUACCGAAUGGUGCACCUCCCCGGCAAAUUGGAUAAAUUGUUCGAGCAACUCAAGAUCCAGAUAUCUCCGCGGCAUGUCAUGAGAAACUGGGACAGGGAGUACUUUGUCGAGACGAUGAGCGAGCAUCCCUACUCGGUCCUCUACAGGCACAGGUACGAGCAGAUGAAGGAGACCAUGCCGCUCUGGAUUUGGCUGUACGGAGUCACCGCGAACGGAGGCCCACUCGUUGUGAAUACUGCCAGGAGGACCAUGAGGCGCGAGCUUCACGCUGCCCUGGAUGCCAGAGGCUACGACCCCGAGGGACGUCUGAAAAGGCCCAAGUGGGGCACGGGGAAGGGCACUUCCUUGACGGGCGAUUUGAAGGGUACGAUUGCUCUUACUGCCAGACUCCCCGCCGACGUGGUGAAGAGGCUCCCCAAGGCCGAUCUGCGGGCGGCGAUGGACGUGGCCGUGGACCGUCUGAUUGAACUCAAGGACGCGGAGCAGAACCCGGAGCGGUGGCAACGCGAGUACGAUGCGAAGCUGGAGGAGAGAGCACGGGAAGAGAUUGAGCGGGAAGACGAACGGAAGCGUCGGGAAGACGAGACGAAAGCAGAAGCGAAGCGGCGGGAGGAGGAAUGGCUGGAAGAAGAGUUCCAGAAGGAGGCGGUAUGGCGGCAGAGGAGACUGGAGCGGGAAGAAGCACAGUUGCGAAUCAAGGAGGAAAGGCAGCUCAGGCGGAAGGAGCGGAGACAAAAGGCGGCUGAGGAGAAGCGCCGGAUCGAAGCAGAAAGGCCCCUGAAAUCGGGCCAACUCUGGGCAUGACGAGGACGUUCGGAGCUGGAGAAUGAUGGCAGAGAGAUGGAUAUGGUCCCAUUAUCGAGAGAAGGGAUGGGCAGUCUUUCAUGAUGACAGCCUCGGCUGGAGUCUGUGUAACAUACUUCUACAAAUGAUACCCCCGAAUAGAAGCCAUUACUUUA
Molecule: messenger RNA, 1546 nt
Organism: Colletotrichum phormii
Lineage: Eukaryota; Fungi; Ascomycota; Sordariomycetes; Glomerellales; Glomerellaceae
Exons: 2
Coding region: 192-1391 (399 amino acids)
Source: RefSeq, a predicted model, not a curated record